Messenger RNA from Kwoniella mangroviensis CBS 8507, 861 nucleotides. RefSeq lists its product as uncharacterized. Bases 1 to 861 code for a protein of 286 amino acids. The record is from RefSeq and is a predicted model, not a curated record. NCBI's taxonomy places the organism in Eukaryota, Fungi, Basidiomycota, Tremellomycetes, Tremellales, Cryptococcaceae. The transcript has 2 exons.
AUGUCAAUCAAAAGUCAGACCAGACCUUCCAAGAGGAAGACAGAUCAAUCGACUGACAAUACGUCCGUCAAAAAGCUCAAACAUCAUCCGUUCCAUCAUGGUCCUGAGCACAGUAUCACCAUCAUUUCAGAUGACAAUAUCGGAUUCAAAGCUAGUCGUUCUCGUCUUGUACAGACCAGUCAAUUCUUCAAAGACCUGCUGGACAUCCCUGCACCAGAACAUGAGAAUCAAGAGCCAAAUGUUCGACAAACGAUCCCCCUGGACUUCAGGUCUUCCAUCAUUUCAACUUUUCUUGACUUGAUCAGUGUAUCUCAGAAAUACCCACCCCAGCUGGACUUUGUCGACGCCGAAGCGUUCUUAAAUUUCGUCGAGUACACCAUGUCCGAUGAUCUUGUUCCUUUCGCUCGUACAGCAUUAAAGGAAGUAGGAGCGAAAAAGCCAUUAGAGUUGCUGGUAAUCGCCUCAAAUAAGAAUGAUAUCGACUUAGCUAGAUUUGCAUUAGGUAAAAUCACUCCGGAGCAAAUUCACAAUUUGUACGGGAAAAAGUCUUCUGUUCAACUGUUAAAACCGGCGUCCGUGGACAAAUUGCAAGAAUACCUCAAACGUCUUCGUACUUCUUUUCAUCUAGAGAUCCUCUCAAGAAUGAUGCUUCCUGGAGAAGUCCGAGGGGCUCGUCAGGACUCACUUAGACCUGGUCUUUAUUUGGCGGACGACUGGACUAGUAUAGCCGAGAGUUUCGACCCAACGAGAUUCGAAGAAAGCUUAAGUGAGGACAGUACUUUGGAUGAUAGCGAUCAUCUUCAUCUGAACACGGAUGAGGAUGAGGAUGAUGGUAGCUUAAAUGAGCGUAGUUUAGAGUGA